AUAGAUCUAGUAAAAUCUAGAAAGUUCUAUAUUGAAUAUCCUAGAACGGAAUCUAGAUUUAGAUCUAGAAUCUAGAUUCUAUCUACAGUUCUACUGCAAGAUGAAGAUCUAAAGACUAAAUUUUAGAUCAUCUAAUGCUGUUACUAGGAAAAGGACGCUGCUCGUCUAUGCUUGAGAAAAUCACAAUCGAUUGAGCAUCAUUGACAUUCUCAGCCAAGCAUGAACUAGCUUAUAAGUAUAGGCUACGGCGCUACGCACAUUGACAGCCAUUAUAUAUGAAUAUGUGAAUGCGAAGAGCGAAUGGUUGUUUCUAGAUCUACUUUAAUCUUAUAUUGUUGGCCUAACUUUAGAGUCUAUAUAUAUUUACUUAUUAGUAGCAUAUAUUAAAGCGCAGUAACCAGUGUAGUGUUAUUCAUUUGCGUAGAUUAUAGAUUUAAAAAUCUAGCAGAUUCAGAAUUUGAUAUCUGGACUGAGAAAAAAAUCAGUGAAUCAAUGACUGCAGAAACAGUACCCAGCAGCAGAAUGGAAUACUGGGGUGAAAGAUGGAAUGAAUUAGAUAUUGGCUUUCAUGAAUCUGCUGUUCAUAGAAUGUUAGUGAAACAUAUUGACAAACUUAUUCCACAAGGAAAAGCAAACAAGGUCUUUUUUCCACUUUGUGGUAAAACGCUUGAUAUGAAAUGGUUAUAUGACCAAGGAUUCACAGUUGUUGGUGUAGAAGGUGUGAAAAGUGCUAUCACUCAGUUUUUUUCAGAGCAAAAUAUUGAUUAUACUGAAGAAGAUAUGAAACAAAAUGGAGAGGAUUUUAAACUUUUUAAGAGUAAAGAUGGCAGAGUUAAAAUCUAUUGGAUAGAUAUGCUAAAAUUCAAUGUAGACUUAGAAGGCAAAUUUGAUGCAAUUUGGGAUAGAGGAAGUCUAGUAGCACUUAAUAGACAGGAUGUACCUGCAUACAUUCAAAUUAUUAAAAGUGUAUUGAAUUCAAAAGGACGUAUUUUGUUAGAAGUAAUGGAAUAUGAUGUUUCAAUAAUGAGUGAUGUUAACAGUCCAUCUCGGCCACCACCACCUCACCCUAUGUAUGAAGGAGAGUUGAAAAAUCUUUUUGAACCAGACUUCUCUCUUGAGUUUUUGGAACGAGCUGGGAGAAAAGUAGCUGGCAAAGAUAUUCAUGUUGCUUAUUAUAGCAUCAUUCAUUUGCACUAGAAAAAAAUGAUAUUUCAUUAUGUUUUGUGUGCUAAUUAGAAGUUAAUCUUUUACUUCAAAUGGUAUUGUAUUCUUAUGUCUUUCUUACAAAUUAGUCUUUUUAUUGUUGUCAUAUAUCUGUCCCCAUUGUAUACUAAAAUGUUUAACUUAUUGAUGAAAGAAUUAACGUUUAUUAUGAUCUUUUGAAUGGAGUCAAUGGAAUAAAACUUUUUGAUGUGUUCUUUUCCCAACUCACUUGUUCAAUAAAGGAGAAUGAACUUAAUCCUAGUCUCAUAUCUUACUGAAGAUAAACAAAUUAUCAAGACUUAAUCUGACUCUACCUUGUCCAUUCAAGACUUAGUGUAAUAGACAAAAUAUAAAAGAAAAAUAUCUUUCAGUGACAUUAAAAGCUGAAUCUAAUUUUCAUGCAUUAUAGAAUAUUAAAAAAAAGGCUAAAGUAAGAUGGGUUUUUUUCUUCUUCAUUUUUAUUAUUUUGGAAGGUUCAGGUGGCUAGACCAAAAUCUGAGAUAAAACUUGCUGUGGUUUCCAAAUCAGGCAGCUCUCCAUAUAGUUUUUCUUCUAUAGAGGGGUUAUGGGGCCAGUAUUUUGUUCGGUCCUCUCGAUAAAGAACACAGUUUUGUAGGAUGUGGUCAGCAUUAUCUGAUGACAUUCCCCAAAGGCAAAUUUGUAUAGUCCAAAUUUUCAGCUUCUGGAACAUAUAUUGUCUCAUUCUGUCCAGUUCCGAGACAAAAAAAUAGAUGUUGGUUGUUACGUGAUAGCUUCACCAAAACGAAAUUAAUUACUAGCAUUCCCUCUAUACUAAAUACAUGUCCUUAAAGAUGCUUGUUUGGUUUGUUUUUUUUUGUUUUUUUUUACACCAAUGAUUUUUUUUUUUAAUUGUCAUUAACAUAUUAGUUUUAUAUGUAGUGCUAGCUUGCACAUUCCAUGUUUAAAAUCACAUUAAUAAACACUAAAUAUAAAAGA
Biomphalaria glabrata is the source of this 2160-nucleotide messenger RNA. RefSeq names its product probable thiopurine S-methyltransferase. Gene Ontology annotation, molecular function: thiopurine S-methyltransferase activity. NCBI's taxonomy places the organism in Eukaryota, Metazoa, Mollusca, Gastropoda, Planorbidae. The record is from RefSeq and is a predicted model, not a curated record. The coding region runs from base 493 to 1197 and encodes 234 amino acids. The transcript is spliced from 10 exons.